GUACAGUUAUAAACUCAUUAAGUUUAUACCUGUGUACAUACAGCAGGAGAAAGGCAUAGAUAGAUACAGCUCACAGAGUCCUGGGAUUAUUGACAACCGUAGCAGUGUGAGUUGGUAUUAAAUGAUCAUAGAACCGCAAAAACUCUCCGCCACUGAUCAUGCUCUCGAAAAAGCUGCACAGCAAACACUCUUCAGACAGUCAGGUACGGUUUGACAUGACGGAGAAAGUGAUGACUAUGGGGGAGGAGGAGGCCUUUAAGAUGAGGGCCGGGAGGAAGAGACACAGUGUACAGCUAGACAAACGCAUCACACAGCAGCUACUGCAGGCAGACAGGAGGUCCAGUAAUGCCAGCUCAACAGGGGACAGUGUGGACUCCCUAUCAUCCUACACCGGCAGUUCCUCGGAGGGUGAAGACGUUAACCCAAGAGAGAAAGUACAGAAAAAUGGCAAAGGAGGAACUGACUUCUGCGUACGCAACAUUGAAAGUGCAGCAUUCGGCCGACGAGAGAUCGAGAUCGCAGAACAAGAAAUGCCCGGGUUGAUUGCCCUACGACGGAGAGCCGAGUCGGACAAGCCUCUUGUUGGAGCCAAGAUCAUCGGGUGUACGCAUAUCACAGCACAGACUGCCGUUCUCAUGGAGACCCUAUCAGCCCUGGGGGCUACGAUCCGGUGGGCAGCCUGUAACAUCUACUCAACACAGAAUGAGGUAGCUGCAGCUCUGGCUGAGGCUGGAUUCCCUAUCUUCGCCUGGAAGGGCGAGACAGAGGAGGACUUCUGGUGGUGUAUUGACAAGUGUAUCAACACUGAUGGCUGGCAGCCUAAUAUGAUCCUGGAUGAUGGUGGAGAUGCAACCCACUUGAUGCUGAAGCGCUAUCCGGCCAUGUUCAACAUGAUCAAGGGUAUCGUGGAGGAGAGCGUGACCGGUGUCCAUCGUCUGUACCAACUGUCCAAGUCGGGUAAACUGACCGUCCCCGCAAUGAAUGUCAACGACUCAGUCACCAAGACCAAAUUUGACAAUCUGUACAGCUGUAGAGAAUCCAUCCUUGAUGCACUAAAGAGGACAACCGAUGUCAUGUUUGGAGGGAAGCAAGUGGUUGUCUGUGGAUAUGGCGAGGUUGGAAAAGGUUGUGCCUCGGCCCUGAAGGGACUCGGCUGUAGUGUGAUGGUGACGGAGAUUGACCCGAUCUGUGCUCUCCAGGCAUGCAUGGACGGUUUCCGCGUGGUGCGGCUUGACGAGGUUUGUCGACAAGUCGACAUUCUCAUUACUUGCUCAGGAAAUAAGAAUGUAGUAACACGUACUUUCAUGGAUCGCAUGAAGACUGGAUGUAUCGUGUGUAACAUGGGACACUCCAACACAGAAAUAGAUGUGGGAAGUCUGAGAACCCCGGAUCUAACCUGGGAGAAAGUCAGGUCACAGGUCGAUCACAUCAUCUGGCCUGACGGCAAGAGAAUUAUCCUACUGGCUGAGGGUCGCCUGGUGAAUCUCAGCUGCUCCAGUGUACCCUCUUUUGUGGUGUCCAUCACCGCUGGCACUCAGGCCCUAGCUCUGAUAGAGCUAUACAAUGCUCCUGCUGGCAGAUACAAGCAAGAUGUCUACCUCUUACCAAAGAAAAUGGAUGAAUAUGUGGCCAGUCUCCAUUUACCUACGUUUGAUGCUCACCUGACGGAACUCAAUGAUGAACAAGCAAAGUAUCUGGGACUCAACAAGACCGGACCAUUCAAGCCAAACUACUACAGAUACUGAAAACCUACGCAACAUCAUCACCAUUCCACGACUCCAGGACAACCCGUCACGAUCACACAACAGGAAGUGGGCAUUCCAAGUAACCAUGACAACAGUGAUGCAAGGAAAUCACCAGUUACUGUCGUCAUGGUUACGCUGUAAUUGUUAGGAUAACUCGCACAGAAAGAGCCUGUUAAUAGGGAUUUUUAAUGAUGAACAUGAUUUCAAAUAAUGAUGUUGAUUUUGUUUAUGAUAAUUCAAAUAAAUUAUCAAAGUUGUCUGCCGUAUAAUGAAAUGUUAUAAUCAAGCAUACUUGUAAUGUUUUACCUGAAAUUUAAUAUGAAAUUAUGAGAGUUGAUAUCUGUAAGGUGUCUAUACAUUUUAUUGCAAUUUCUUUGAAAAAAAUUGUUGAAAUUUAAAGAAUGUCCGUAAUAAUACGUUGCAAACCCAUAAGAAUGUUCUGUACAAUCAGACUUGUUAAAUAUUAAAAUAAUUUCAGAUCAAAACUCUCAUGAUAAUCAUCCGGGUUCAACUGUAUCAGUAGAUCUUUGAUAUGAAAUUUUGAGUACCAUUGUGAAAGUAAAUGAAGUUUAUGUUACGGUAAAAACCACCAUUUUUUGUGCUUCAACUUCUCUUACAUAGAUUGUAGCUUUAAAUUAUCAGCAAAAAUUAUUAUAUAUGUUAAAAUUAUAUCUUAUUAGGUGAUGGAUUAAUAUGUUGUUCUGUAAAUAAAAAACAUGUUUUUACAUAAGAGAGGAAGCCCACAGCUGUAUAUAUACAACUUAGUUAUGAGAUGGGCUAUGCAGAAUUUUAACCUUUUUUUUUUUAUAGUCCGUUCAGAUUUUACGACACUGACAAUCUGUCUGAUGUUGCUUUGUUUAUACAUAGUCAAUCAAACACUUCAAUUUGCGGCAUUAAAUUAAAUUAUUAUGAAAGAGUUUACGUAAUCGAACAGGCAUUUAGAAUUUUUUGUGAAUAUCAAAAAUACUCUAAUAAUAAAGCACGUUUAAUAAAGCACUGCAUAUCAUCUGUCAAAGUUUGUUGGACAAUUUGAGAGAAUUAACUUCAGAAAUUUCCAAAUGCACAUAGAUUUAAUGUUUGUUGACCUGUGUUUCACUGUUCACUGUCAUAUUUUCAUUUGUACAGAUGACUGAUACGUACAGGUAAUGUAAUAGUGAACCAACAUUUGUGGAACCUUUUAGAUUUUUGUGCAAACUAUCAUAUAUGCCUAUUCCGUCUUUGCGUAUUGCAGAGUUAUCUGCUCUUGUGAGCAGGUAUUGAUUGUUACCUCAUUGGUGUGUGUGAGAAAAUUACGUCGUUUUCUCAAAAAUUGAUGACGUCACUCUCACAAACAAAUGACGUAACAAUCAAUACCUGCUCACAAGACCAGAUAACUCUGCAAUCCGAAAAGUAUUAUGGAAUACACUGUUGUGUAUAAAGUGUCAUAAAUUAAGGGGGGAAACAAAUUCCAAAACAGAAAAUAAAUUCUUAAACAGUUCUACCACCAUAUGCAUGUAUAUCAAUUUUUUCUGUUAAUGGAACCCCAUUUUGUUUAUUUCAAAGAUUAAAACAAAAUAUUGUGUGGGGUCAAACUUUUGAUUUUACUUGCAUCAACUAAUGAAGACGUAUCAAUUUAUCCAAAGUUAUUUUCAUAUCAAUGGUAUUACAAAAAAGAACAAUUUGUAAAAAGUUCUUUGACUUCUACUCAAUACAUUAGGUAUUGAGUAACUCAACAGGCUUAGGAUGUUUGUCUGUUUCUUUCCAUGACUAGGUGCUAGAGGUGCGAGGGAGAUUUGUGAUAAAAUAUUGAUGUAUAAAUUUGUUGAAAUUCAUUGAUUUUUAAAAUUACCUUAGUGUAUUACUUUGUGCUAGGUCUGUUGUAGAUUGUCAUUCACGUCAGUGUGUUUAAUAUUACUGUGGAUUGAAUCAAUACUGAAAGUUCGUUACUUGUUCUGAUUAUGAGAGAAAUUUUUUGACUGCUUUCAUAUAUGAUGUAGCUCUAUUACCUUUGUCUAUUGGUAGGAACAAAAUAUUAAGCAAAAUUAAGUAAAUUGAAACUGCAAAAAUUUACUGCAGUCUUCACAGUUAUUUAAGUACUGGCAAAACCAAUCCCAUGAAAAAUAAUGAAAAAAGGGGUUUAUUACUAUUCAUUAACUCAUUCACCCCUGAAAUUCAUAAUGCGCUGUCACAACCUUUGAAUUGUAAGACUACGAAUGUAGCUUCAGGGGUGAAUGAGUUAAUCAAUAUAUCAAUCCAGAGUUGUUCCCCUUGAAUAAGAAAGACUAAUUGUUGAGAGACAGGAGAGAGUCCUAGCGUUACAUUUAUUUUGAGGUUGUAAUCAUUUAUAAAAAAAAUCACAAUGGAUUAAUUCUUCAGUGUCCACAUGAGAUAUUCUAAAAUGUUUCCUUCAUCUUUCUUUGUUAAUAUACUUUGUUUUUGGAUCAUUUUAACUGGAGAUUGUAAAUUUGAAUUCUGCUUGUAUUCAUAUAAUAUUACUGAUAACACUUGAAAAAAAUCAGAAUGAAUUUUGAUUGAUGUGUGAUUCUAGCAUUGGUACACCUGUUAAGAAAAAAUGUUUGAUUUAUAUUCAAAGCUUCGAGUAUAGUGGAAAUCUCAGGUUUAAACAAAGAAUUAUGUCAAUAUUAAGUACAAAUUAUAUUUAUUGCUUAUUUAAAAAGAAUAAAACAAUUGUAUAAAAAUUGAUGAAUAUGUACAUUUUGUAAAUGUUUCAGAACCCGAGAUUGGCUGGAAUUUUCAAGAUAAAAAUUAUAUACUUAUAUGUAUAUAUAUGUACUGCGUUUAGUUUACCUGUAAAUAGUGAUGAGAUAUGAUUACCUAUGGUAGUUCUAGCGUUGUACUCAAGAGAAAUCUUCAUGCUAGCAUGUUGAGAUGUGUUUGUUUUAAAUGCCUCAUUAUAUAUCUAGUAUUUGAAAGUAGGGCGUCAAGAUGUCGUGACUGUUUUAAACUUUAUUAUUCCAGCAAAAAAGUACAACUGAUAUUCUUGUACAUGAGUUCUGGGAACAAUACAUGUGUACUUGGAACUACAGUCUUUAUGUGAUUCAUAUAUACAUGUAUGUGUGUGUACUAAGAAUUAUAUUGAUUUUGUUGUAUAAGGUACAUGACUUUAUGUACUAGGAACUUUGCUUGUAUACUAAGAACAGACCCUAAACGGGGCAAGGAGCACUGCAAGGCAGCUAGCCACUGGUCCAUCUCUUUAGAAGUCGGCGCUCCUGCCCCUAACAACUUUUGAGAACUAAAAAAGUGCCGAAAUGUUUUCAUUUGUACAAACUUUGAUUAAGUACCCUUUCUGAUGCCCUUCUCAAAAAAUUGAGAUUGUUUCAGUGUGUGGAUGUGUGCGUGUGGCCAAAAGGAUGGUACAACAUGGCAAUAUUGCAUACUUGCAUCAGAUUUAUGCUAGACCAAUGUCGUUGUCUUUUGUCUUCUAUGUGAUUAGAACAGCCUGUAUUUUAACCUUUUUUUUUUAAUGUGUUGACAAGGAACUGCAGGCAGAGAAAAUUAAAGUCUACACAAUUGAACACAUUACUGGACCACCAUGCUUUGAUCCUUACUCAACUAACUUGGUGCAGCUCGGUCACUUAACAGGAAAAGUAGUGAACCAAUUAAAUGGCCAGUUAAGUCUUAUUUAUCCAAUCUGUUAUUGUUAACAAAUUUAUUUUUGACAUUCAAGAAUAUGAGAUAUUUAAAGGUAUAAUAUCAUACACCCCUCCCACACAUUAUACAGGCAAUCAAAGGAUCUUCAGUUGAGCUUUCAAAGUUCACAUUGAGGUUGCCGAGUUCAGAUUGAGGUUGCCAUCAUUUAUGGUUGAUUACAUGUCUGUGUUGACAAACUGUAGGCAACCUUUUUAUGUUGGUACUUAUACCUUAAUAUUGUAAUUUUUUGUUAUAGAUUUUCUGAGCUAUAAAUUUACUUUGUUAAUUGCAUUUAACUUCCCAACAGCCAUGUUAGUUAUCCUUUUACAAAGCCAAUCGGGCAAAAAGAUACAUCACCUGUAAAAAUCUGGUAGUUAUAGGUUUGUCAACCAUCAUUUUUUCUUGUCACUCGAGUGUUAUUUUUCCAUUGUUUUUUAUUCAACAGAAUGUUUAAACUUUGUUAUUUAGGUGAACAUCUCUUAAUGCAGAUGUCAUCACUGAAUUCAAACUUGGAUUCAAACCGAAGAUUUGUUUUAAUAGCAACACGAUUCAACUUUAUCGGACAUAACUACAUUGGAUGUAUAUUGAGCCAAUCAGUGAUUUGUUACAUUGAAUUUGAUUGGUUCCUAUUUCUACUAGUCACAGAUCAUGACCUAUGGAUGUGGUCGUUUCAUAUGUACUCGUUUUGGAGGCUACUUAAGAAUCAUCACUUGUUUGGUCUGUCCAAAUUGAGGAAUACUUUCAUAAAAAUAUGGAAAGAAUAAAAAAAAUCUUAG
Molecule: messenger RNA, 6151 nt
Organism: Mizuhopecten yessoensis (Yesso scallop)
Lineage: Eukaryota; Metazoa; Mollusca; Bivalvia; Pectinida; Pectinidae
Product: S-adenosylhomocysteine hydrolase-like protein 1
Exons: 17
Coding region: 159-1745 (528 amino acids)
Biological process (GO): L-methionine cycle
Cellular component (GO): cytosol
Source: RefSeq, a predicted model, not a curated record